GCAGUUAUGUUUUAUUUUUUAACUGCUUAUUUUAAUAUCUGAGUAGUUUGUUAACUGCAUACGAUGGAUAAUUUCGAUACAGAAAGGUUUAUUAUCGAAAUUCAAAGUAGACCAUCAAUUUGGGAUAAUUCCUCGUCAGAUUAUUCCGAUAGAGAUUUGAAAAAGAAAUGUUGGGAGGAAGUUGUAGAUUUAUUUGGAGAACAGGAGCAAACCGUUGAACAAAAAAAGAGCUUUGGGUUAGUGUUGCAAAAAAGGUGGAAAAGCAUCAGAUCAUGCUAUGCGCGGGAAGUCAAACGCCAAAGAAAUGUUAAGUCCGGGUCUGGAGCCACUAACCGCAAAAGCGAAUAUAUAUAUUUUAAGCAGUUACAGUUUCUACAAAAAGUAGUAGCUAACAGAGAAGAAGGUGAAGAAGAAAAAAAUUCGGAGAGCACUGAAGUAGGCGAGCGACCAAAAAAAGUUACAAACAAACGUAAACAUUAAGGAAAACAACAAUGUUGAUCGAAACUCUAGUGAAUACCUUUUAUUUACAGCAUCUUUAGGAUUGCUACCAGCACAUGUGUUUCCCACUAGGCUUGGUAAUUGUCUCGAUCACAUUUUAAUAAAGACGGACACAACUGUAAAUACAAUAGUACUUGAGACCCAUAUCACAGACCAUUUACCUGUCAUUCUAUGUCUGAGGUAUCACAAUAAAAUGUACAAUAAUGCUCAAAAAUUUAUAACGCGUUUAGACUAUGCUUCUAUUAAGGAAGAUAUUGACAAAUAUGAUUUCAAUUCGAUCAUGAAUGAAACUGAUGCAAACAAAGCUGCUGAUAAAUUGAUUUUGGACAUUCAAAAUGUGGUUUCUAAGUACACAACACAGAAAAAAACCAGUAGGCGCGCGCGCAUUUUGAAACCAUGGAUCACUGAAGGAAUGCUUCGUUGUAUCAGAAACCGAGAUAAAAUGCAUCUUAAUGUUAAAAAAAAUAUCAAUAACAGCAUUCUUCUCAGCACAUAUAAAAGAUACCGCAAUUUUUGUAAUACCCUUCUUAGAAAAUUAAAACGUGAGUAUGAAAAAAAUCAAUUCUGUAAAGCUCAGAAUAAUCCAAAAGCAAUGUGGGACGUUAUAAAUUCUAUCUCAGGCAGGAAAUGUCAGUCACCGUCAGCAACAGAGCUCUUGCGACUGGAGGCUAGUGCGAAACUCUCUGCGAACCGGGUCAAUCAAUAUUUAGUUAAUAUUGGAAGAGACCUGGCUUCCAAGCUGGUUCCUCCUGGUUCCUCGACCACUAACAACCUAGGGGUAAUAGCUUCACAAUGCAACUCACUUGGAAUUGAAUCGGUUAGCGAAGAUCAAGUGUCAGCGAUCAUUGCAUCGCUUCGGAGUA
This is a messenger RNA of Helicoverpa zea (corn earworm), 1361 nucleotides long. RefSeq lists its product as uncharacterized. NCBI's taxonomy places the organism in Eukaryota, Metazoa, Arthropoda, Insecta, Lepidoptera, Noctuidae. The record is from RefSeq and is a predicted model, not a curated record. The transcript is spliced from 2 exons. Gene Ontology annotation, biological process: regulation of transcription by RNA polymerase II. Gene Ontology annotation, cellular component: transcription regulator complex; nucleus. Bases 64 to 480 code for a protein of 138 amino acids.